This is a messenger RNA of Ostrea edulis (European flat oyster), 1348 nucleotides long. RefSeq names its product protein FAM185A-like. The transcript has 7 exons. The record is from RefSeq and is a predicted model, not a curated record. NCBI's taxonomy places the organism in Eukaryota, Metazoa, Mollusca, Bivalvia, Ostreida, Ostreidae. Bases 131 to 1336 code for a protein of 401 amino acids.
GGGAUCGUUAUUCUGAUCUUCUAUGAUUACAUCACAGGACGGUCAGGCAUCGAGACAAGAGACUCUGGAACGGUGUCGGAUAAUUUCAUUGCAAAUCUCAAGAGUGUGAGAUCUGAAAGGAUAACCAGUCAUGUCCAAGUUAUAUCCGAGGUUUCCUUCAAUGGCAAAUAUUUUGCUGACAAGAAGUUUAAAACAAUUUUUGAGAAGGGGAUUCCAAGCAUGUUACAGCACCUCAUCAACCACUGAAACCCAAGAAAACACUCAACGUUUUUCAAUAUCAAACAGCAAUCCUGGAUUCUUAGAGGGAAAAUUCAUGGCUGCUGAUAAAUUCGGAACGUUAAAGGUCGAUGUUCCGUUUGACAUAUACAUCGAACCCCUGAAUGUUGACAAAUACCCAGACAUGAACAAAUUGUUUGUAAAAAUAUUGUAUGAUCUCCAGCCAGAGGAGAAGGUUGAUGCGUCAGUUUUAGUGGCCUUGAGACAGUGCUAUGAUUUCGAUGUGAAGAUUAAAGAUAGUAAAGACUUUACUGCAACGGGGAACUUUAAGUCAAAAGUGGAGUAUCCUGUCAAGUGUGUCAUUCAGCUGCCAAUGAAAUUUGAUCUCGAUGUAACGGCUAGAGGAUGUAAAACUCACAUUACAAACAUGGAAAGUGAACGAAUCCGAGUGGAGGCAAAGUCCGAACGGUCAUCUGCACGCUCGACCUGCGUUUUAAAAAAUAUAAAGUGUGGAACUGUGGAAGUUAAUGCAACAGACUGUGAUGUUACGAGUCAGAAAGUUUUACAGGGAAAUUCCAAGAUUACAGUCGAAGGACAUGGGAACAUUUCUACCGACAGACUGCAGGGGAUAACCAUUCAAUGUCACACAGAAACGGGCAACAUCUCAUCAACCUCAGUGUAUGGACAGAAUAACAGUUUCCAUAGCAACAAUGGAAACGUCACGCUCAGUAACUGUCAUGGAAAAACUCAGGUGAAGGUUAAAUCUGGAAAUCUAAAAAUAGAUGGUUUAGAGGGAGAUUUAACUGGUACAAUUGAUGAAGGAAACACAGAUCUCUAUGUAACAAAGCCAGAUAAUAUAGCCAUUACAACUGAAAAAGGUGACAUAAAAUUAAAGGUUCAGGCUGAUGUCGAUGCUUCAUUUGACCUCAGAGGGUCAGAAGUACGAUUUGACAGUUCACUCUCAUUUAAUGAUCUCAAGUUUUCUGACGAUGACCCCAGAUUUUUGAAAGGUAAUCUUGGUGAGUCAACUGGUAGCGUCGCUGCAGUUACUGAAGAUGGCAGCAUUUCUGUAGAGGCACACGACUGGUUAAAAUCACUUAACCUUGAUAAUAAAUUGUAGGAGGUUUUACAA